AUCUUUACUUACAACCAUCAGUCAGCUCUUGAUAACUUCAACGUGGCACUUUUUCACCUUUUUUUUUUCAUUACAACUCUUCCUUGAUACCCCCUUAUACGAAAUCUCACAAUCAUGGCGCAAGACCCUCGAGCUCUCCUCCAAAAGGCUCAGAAGCAGCUCCAGAGCGCCGGUGGUGGCUUCAGCUUCUUUGGAGGGCGAGAGGAUAAGUACCAAGAGGCUGCCGAUCUCUUUACCCAGGCCGCCAAUGCCUUCAAGAUGCAACAACAGAACCUCGAGGCCGGAAAGGCUUUCGAACAAGCCGCGCAGGUCCAAACCGAUAAGCUCAAGGAGCCCGACGAUGCCGCCAACACCCUCGUCGAUGCAUUUAAGGCCUACCGCAAAGACGACCCACAGGCUGCCGCGAGAUGCUUGAACGUUGCUGUCGAUCGAUACUGCGCCAAGGGCAACUUCCGUCGCGCAGCCUCUCACAAGGAGAACCUUGGUGAGCUGUAUGAGGUGGAUCUUGGUGAUGCGAAGAGCGCGAUUGAAAGCUACGAACUCGCUGCCACUUGGUACGAGGGCGAUAACGCAGCUGCUCUUGCCAACAAGCUAUGGCUCAAGGUUGCCGAUGUGGCCGCCCUCGAGGGUGACUACUACAAGGCCAUCGAAAAGUACGAAAAGGUGGCUGAGCAGUCAAUCAACAACAACCUCAUGAAGUACAGCGUCAAGGACUACCUGCUCAAGGCAGGCAUCUGCCACCUUGCCAGCGGCGAUCUCGUCGCUGCUCAGCGCGCCCUCGAGAAGUACCGCGAUAUGGACCCCUCAUUCGGCGCUCAGCGAGAGCACCAGCUCCUAUGCGACUUGUGCGAGGCUAUCGAAGCCAAGAGCCAGGAGCAGUUCACCGACCGUCUGUACCAAUUCGACCAGAUCAGCAAGUUGGAUAAGUGGAAGACAACGGUCUUGGUCCGUGUGAAGAACCAGAUUGAGGAGGCUGAUGACGAGUUUGCGUAAAGGAAUAGCCAACAGCGAAGCGUGGAUUGAUACGAGAAUGGCAUGUGCAUAGCAAAGGGUUGGGAUAUAUCAAGAACUGCAACUUGGGGCCUUGCUAUCAAGAAUAAGGUAGAAGAGGUGGCGAGAACGGAUGAGGUAUCAGCAUGUCUGCUUAUUAUGGGUUUGGAAGUGGUCAGGUCAAGCAUAGAAUCAACAUAACUAUAUGAAUACAAUGUUCAAAGUCCAAUAUCUACAGUUGAGUACACUCUUUGAGAG
This is a messenger RNA of Fusarium graminearum PH-1, 1248 nucleotides long. RefSeq lists its product as uncharacterized. The transcript has 4 exons. Gene Ontology annotation, cellular component: SNARE complex; vacuolar membrane. The record is from RefSeq and is a predicted model, not a curated record. NCBI's taxonomy places the organism in Eukaryota, Fungi, Ascomycota, Sordariomycetes, Hypocreales, Nectriaceae. Gene Ontology annotation, biological process: SNARE complex disassembly; intracellular protein transport. Gene Ontology annotation, molecular function: soluble NSF attachment protein activity; syntaxin binding. Bases 115 to 993 code for a protein of 292 amino acids.